GAGCAUAUUGCUGAAACCAGACCAACAAAUUGAUAUAUUUUCAAGUAUUCUAUUUUUCCCCUCCAAAAAAAAUGAAAACUAAAAAAAGUACAAAGUUAAGCUCAAAAUGUAACACAGUUAACAGUAAAAGUCGAAAGUCAGUAAGUGCAAAAAGUGGUUAAAGUUGUUAAGUAAAUCUAAUUUCGGUCGCGAAAAGUGCGAAAAAGUCCGCAAAAAUGCAAGUCUGCAUAAAUCCAAAUAAUUAACUCUCUCCUGUGUGUGCGUCUGUGUGUGCGUGUCCUUAACUGUGUGUGUGAGGGGGGGAGCGCGAGAAUAGAAAAAUUUUUCCAAUUGCUCACGCUCUCUCUCUUGCUCUCUGUUAUCUCUCUCGUUCGCGUCAAGAAAAUUAAUCAAAAGAAAAUAAAAUACGAAAAAAACAGUAGCACACACACACAAUAUAAUCAAUAAAUUAAAAAAGAUAAAUGCUAAUAAAAGAAAUGAAGAAACGCCAAGGAACGAGUUGCCCGCACCGGCGUAAGGCGAACCCAUGGUCCUCGACAUGGAAUCGGACGAUUCUCGUGCCAGUUCCCCGUCCAAUUCCUCGGAGUCGCGGUCGAAUUCGCCCACCAACGACAAGGAGGAUAUUGCUCUGGAUCAGGACCAGGCCGAGGAGUCCGGUGGUGGUCCCACUCUAGAUCGAUCGGCUCGAGCACCCUCCACCAGCAGCUCAUCGUCCAACUCCAGUUCCAGUUCGAGUCGCAGUGAGGUGUCCAAGAAGCAGAAGAAGAGCUCGAGCAGUAGCAGCGGCAGUGCCAGUGGCAGCAGCUCUUCCAGUGGCUCCUCCAGCGAGGAUGAGCCCGACCAGGAACCGGAUCAGGAGCAGGAACAGGAGCAGGUGCGAUUGCCUGAGCAGCAACAGCAGCAGCAGUCGCUUCAAAAUGAGCCUGAGCCUGAGCCCGUCCAAGCGGAAUCCGAAUCCGCGCCUGUAACGCCUGCAGAAGCGGAGCAACCCGGCUCGCCGAGCGCCAAGUCGCAGCCCAGCUCGUUCCUCUCUUCCGUUCGGAGUAGGAGCAACAGCCCCCAGCUGUACAAUCAGGCUGCCGUGGAUCUGAAUAUCAGCCACGAGGAUCUGAGCGAUGUUAGCGACAUCGAGGCGGAUGAGAAGCGAUCACCGUCCAAGAAUUCGCCGCAACGGGCGGACGAGGACGAGGAUGGCGCCAUCUCCAAUGACUCACUGCCCGCUGUGGACGAGGAGGACGAGGUGCAGCAAGAGCUGCCCAAACAGAACGGCAAGGCGGCCAGUGGGGAUGAGGAGAACGAGAAAAGUUCCAAAGAAACCAAAUCCGACGAAGCCGCCAAUGGACGAGCGCCAGCGUCUGCUUUGGAGGAGGACUUGGUGAAGACGCACGACGACGACGCCUUGGACUUCGAGGCGGAGGAGGGCGAGUGUGCGGAGCCGGUGAAGCAGCCACCGUCGGAGAACAAAGCCAACGAAAUAAACCAGGCGAAGAGCACGGCCAAGGUGCCGGAUGACGAUGACGACGAUGAUGGCGAAGUGGACUGCGAUGAGGAUGACGCUGAGGACAAGGACAAACGAAAGGAUAGCGCGGGCAAUGGCAGCUUGGAGGAGGGAGAGGAGACAAAGGACAAGGAGGGUUCGGCUUCGUCUUCGCCCAGCAAGCGGAAAAAGGAAGAGGAGGAGCUGGAAGAGGGCGAGGUUUCGGACGAGGACGAAAAGCGACCGGAGGAGACAGAACCGAAGCCGGUGUGUCGAUUCUACACUCGUGGACAGUGCACCUGGGGCAUGAGCUGUCGCUUCCUGCAUCCCGGAGUCACGGACAAGGGCAACUACACAAUGUUCGAGAGCCUUGUGCGUUCGGUGCCAAUGCAGGGCGGCUCAGCCGCAGCCGUAGCCGCCGGAGCGGGUCCAUCGAUAGCUGCUGCUCGGGCCGGAGCGGGUGCCUAUAGCGCGCACCCCUCGGCGGCGGCCGAGUAUCAUGACUAUCGGAAUGAGCGUCCAGCGCUGCACCACCGGCCGGCGCUCCUCCAUGCGCCCAGUAUUUACGGUGCCCACGCUCACGACUCUCGCCCCUUGCUCCCCGACGGAGCACCGGUGGUGGUGGAGAAUGCCUGGGAACGUGGCCUGCGCACUGCCAAGGAGAUGAUGCGUAAGGCCAACAAGCGCAAGGAGCAGGACAUGGACUUUGAGGACAAGAAGAUGAACUUAACCCUGUCGCCCGAUGAAAUGGAGAAGGAUUCGUACUACCUCAAGGAUCGCGGCGGCAGUAGCGCUCGUUCACCGCCCCCGCCUUCGGCCUCUGCGCGCGAGCAGCCACUCAAUCCGCUCAGCAUGCCGAUCUCCAUGCAUCCGCAUGCCGUUGGCCAUGCCAAUCCGCGUGCCCUCCUGCCCCUGCAGUACUCCGUGUACGGACCGCCGCCGGAUCGCUACGGCCGCGCUCAGUAUAUGCCACCGCAGUAUGAGGAUGUGGAUGCGUACGGUCGGAUGGCAAGAUAUCGCGAGCUCCCGCCCCAUCGGAUGCCGCACUACGAGGACGAUCGGCGAUCGAGGCCAACGCGCGAGGUGAUUGUCCAGCGAGUGGAGGCCGCCGGACGGGGUGAUGAGUGGAGUGAUCCCUGGAUGCGAUCCAAGUCGAUUGGACGGGGUUCCUACGAUCGAGAGGAUCGCCGGCGUAGGGACAGGCGAAGCUACAGCAGCAACUCGUCGUACUCCACCUCGAACAGCUCGCAGAGCGACUCCAGUUCGGACUCGUCGCGGUCGAGCAGUCCCUCCGACCACAAGCGGCGCUACGGUGGCGGUUCGCACAAGCUAGCCGGCACCUCCGCUUCCUCACGCCGUCAUGGUGGUCGGGCGGCCCGCUCGCCUAGCCAGAUACCGCGCCGGCCCAGGCACUCUUCCAAAGGAAGCCUCUCGCCUUCGUACAAGCGACCCGCUUUGGACAAGCGGGGCACUGGCCUUAGUCCUGCUACCAAGCGGAAGAAGAUGUCGUCGCCGGCACCCAAGCUAAGGCGACGGCGCAGUUCCAGUACAUCCGACUCAGACUCAUCGGACACCUCGUACUCCGAAUCGGAAUCGGGCUCCUCGUCGUCGGACAGCUCGUCCGGAUCAAGGGAUACACCCCAAAAGCGUGUGAGAGCCACUGACAAGGCGCUCAACGAGCGCAAGCUUAUUAAGAAGCCCGCUGAACAAGCAACCAAGAAGCGAUCGCCUAUUUCCAUUGAGAUUAAGAAAACGUCGAACAUGGUCGGAGUUUCGGCACUGGCCUCACCCAACAACUCAGUCGACUCCGACAAGGAGAAGGAGCACGGCAACGGCACCGGCAAGGACAAGGAGAAGGAUCACAGCAAGGACAAGGAGAAGGAUGUCAAGGAGAAGGACAAGGAUGGCGGCAAGGAUAAGGAUGGCAAGAAGUCGCGUCGAGAGGAGCUGCUGAAGCAAUUGCGCGCCGUCGAGGAUGCGAUUGCCAAAAAGCGCUCCAAGCUAAACUGAUCCGACUUGCUUCCGUCACUCCGCGCCUUUGUUCUCCUACUCGCUUUCGUUUUCCUUGCCUCCCAGCUCCACCCACAACCGAUCCCCACCCGCAGCCGGAUGAUCUUCGGUCGGCGUCAAUCAAUACUUAGAAGUUACGCAACAUUCGCAUCGUAUUCGAUAUUGCCUUGGCGUGUCUGCAGCCACUCGAUUGCAAUACAAUUCAAUGCAUUUAGGUUAAAGCAUCAUUAUGUCCUUUUUUUUCCUCCCCUGACUACCGCCAAUUAUGGAGCAUUAAAUACUAUGUUUAUAAUAGUUUAUAAAUAAAAGCCAACACUAAUAUUGA
Messenger RNA from Drosophila subpulchrella, 3812 nucleotides. Its product is annotated as zinc finger CCCH domain-containing protein 18. The transcript is spliced from 6 exons. Gene Ontology annotation, molecular function: metal ion binding. NCBI's taxonomy places the organism in Eukaryota, Metazoa, Arthropoda, Insecta, Diptera, Drosophilidae. The coding region runs from base 527 to 3487 and encodes 986 amino acids. The record is from RefSeq and is a predicted model, not a curated record.